UUCUCGCGGAUGAUAACGUAGAGCUAUAGAGUAUGAUAAAGGUGGAUUUAUUUACCUGCUGCUAACGGCGGCGAUAUCGGGUGGCAAGUUUAAAUUCGAGUGUAGCGGUUUCGCUGCUGUUUGUCGUACGUGUACCACAACCGUUGUAUUUCUAGCAUGGACGAAAUCGAUGCCUUUGCAAAGAGACUUGCUGCGAGGACGGGGAGCCGUGGUGAGCACCUCAGUCGCUUCAACAGACUUGCUGACACUGGGUUGCACAAGCGCUCCUGCAAUGUUUUGGGCAGAAAUGCUUCUGCUGAAGAUCCCAAGAGUGAUGAUGUUGCUUCAGGCAGCAACGUAAAGGUGUCUCCACCAAAGAGGCAAUGUCUGUCAGAGGACAAGGAGAAUCUCACUGAGCAGAGACCCAGAGGUCUGGCCGCACUUCGCUCUGGAGCCUGGAGAGACUUCGAUAGUAACGAAAAGGGAGAACAAGAGCAGAACCUAAAGGUCUCUGUAACGUCCAGAUCGACUACAGUUGAAGAUGAGAAGCCAAAGGCGAAGGGCCUGGCAACUCUCAGGUCUAAGACUUCUAGUACCCGAAAAGAAGAGCCAGCUGCAGAAACUGUAAAGGGAUGGGAUCCAAAAGUACUGGCUUCACUAGAGGCCCAGGGUUUCAGCAAGACCCCUUCUGCGUCCAAGCUCACAUAUGCCUUCCAGAAGGACCAUGAGGGCAACACAUCUGCUUCCACGCCACCGCCGCCACCACCUCCUCCCCCUUCGUCUGGACUUUCAUCUGCUCGGAAGGAAAAGUUAUCAAGUGCUACCGUGGCUCUUGCUCCACCUAAACCAGCUAGGGCAGUGCCGAGGCCUGCAGCCCCUGCUGCAUCCGUUGUUACGUCUACUGUUGCUUCUGCUGCUGCUGCAAUUGCAGCCAGACAAGCUGCAAGGGCUGGUUCAGCAAAGCAACCUGCACCUGAUGUUGCCAGACCAAGCACACCUGAUCCCAGCACCCUGUCUGUACGAGAGCGUAGGGGGUUGUUUGAUGCCCCCAAAGAUGCAGCAAGGCCCUCAUGUCCCUCCCCUGCUCCUGAGUUGAUGUCAGUGUCACAAAGGGCAGCGCUGUUUGAGCAAGCAGCUGUGGCACAUGCCAAGGACGCUGCAAAGUCUCGUUUUGGCCGACCUGCUAAACGGAGAAGCAUAGGUCGCAGAGCGUCUAUACCAAAGCCAGCUGCUCAGCCUGUCUUGGAACAUGUUGCUGAAUAUGGAAGUGAGCAAGUUAGCUCAGUCAGGCAGGCAGAACAGUACCAAGUUGAACAGGUGAAGUCUCAGGAAUUUGUGUCGCAGGCCCAUAAGUUUCAAGAUUUAUCAGAAAACAGUGGCCCGGAGGAAGAGCUUAGUGAAGAAUCAUAUUCUGAAUGUGAGGAAGAGGACGAAAGUCCCGAAGUGCAGGAACCGGCAAUCAUCGAGUCUUCGUUGAACUUUUCCACAGAGGGCGAGGAACGUGACAGCGGUGAGAGUAGUAAUGAAGAGUUGAUUGGUGGGAAAGUUGAACUUUUGAGUACCUCGGGUGUCUCCGCCUCAAAGCUCUACCCUGACCUGCCUCCCCUUGAAGACGUCUUAGGGUCGGAGUCCUCCAGCAGCUCUUUUCCGGCAUCUCCUGUUAAGAGCGUUUCUGAAGAGAAGACCAGCGUGAGCACGUCACGUAGCCCCCGUGUCCAUCAGAAAACCCCACCAGAGAAGGGGCAGGAGUUGACCCAUACCCUAAGCAUGUACCGCAGACAGCAGAAGUUCAGCGCCCCAUGUUCUGCUGCUCCAACUCCAGCAGUGUUUCCAACUCCUCAAGUACAGCAACCACAAAGGGAGGGGGAGCCUGCUACUUUGGAACAGGAUGUGCACGCCAAAAUACGGGCCCUCCAGCAAGAAGCUGAUGCCCAGGGUGUGGUGAUGGCACAGGCAAGCCAGGCACUUGGGCUGUGCAGGUCUACUCCAGAGUUCAUGGGCUCCACAGAACAGGUUGAAGGCGAAAGAUUGCUGCUGCUCGCAAGUCAACGCAGACAAGCAUGUCUGCGUGAGGUGGAACGUCUGAAGACUCUGGGAGCCUUUGGACCCCCUGCAACUCCCAUGGGUGGUGGUACCCUGACCCUUGGUGAGGUGCAAUUACCACUCAAGAGACAGUUCCUGGCUGCUCAGCUGCAAGGAAAAUUAGGGGAGGAUGUUCAUCAUUUUGUGUGCCUGAUACGAGAGGGAGGUCAGCUACGUGCCACUCAGCUCUUGUCUACAUCCGAGGAUUCAGUGGUGUCACGUGGCUCCCUCUGCUUCAGCAAUCACAUGGCUCUCCGGGAGUUGGCUCCAGACUUCAGGGUGUCUUUCCUUGUCUAUGCCUUGCAAACGCAGAAAGAGACUGUGCCUCAUGACCAGAAGUAUCACAUCCGAAAGGAGAGCACAAAGCUGAAGUUGACUCCAAAAUCCAAGAAGCUCAGUUCAAAGCAUUUAGUAUCACCUGUGGUGAAGAACAGCAUACGUACUCCAAGCUUUGGUCUUGUUGGAUCUCUGGUGUUGAGCCGCUCAAACUGCAACCACAGGAGCUUUCUUCUAGACAAGGUUCCUGCAAACUCUCCACUAGAGGGCACACUGCUGAUGCAAGUGAAGCUCACAGUUGAACAUGACUAUCACUUCAAGGGAUUUCUGUCCAUGUUUGAGGAGGUACGUGGUUUUGGGGCCUGGCACCGGCGCUGGUGUGUGCUGCGAGGACCACGAAUCAACUGCUGGAGCUAUCCUGAAGAUGAAGGACAGCGUGAACCGAUUGGCUACCUUGAGCUGAGUGAAUGCAUAAGUGCACGACCUGCGUCACGUGAUGAGUGUGCCCGACCUCACUCAUUUGCCCUCGAUGAGCGUCGCGGAGGGCGACGACUCUUGGCAGCAGACACCAGAGAGGAGCGGCAGCAGUGGUGUAAUGUUCUGACGGAUGCCCUUGCAGCACUUUGCCAUUGGGGAGGAGGAAGCUCCUAGGCGCUGUGUCAUCAUUAGUGGUCGUCCAGCCCGUCUGACGUGCCGGGGCCAGACAAGAAAAAUGACGUGAAAAGGAAGUGCACUCAGCCUACAUGGACCUCGUACUUAAGAUAUAUACCUGCCGCGGCUCAUAUUAUACCGGGGCAUUUUAGCAAUGUGAUUGCAACUUUUAAGGAUUUUGUGAAUAGGUUUUACUAUAGUCAUUCGCUCUUUUUAUGUUCAUUUACCGAUUUUAUUACUGCCUGUAGGUGACUAUGUAUGUUUUAGUGCCUGUUUUAUGUUAAUAGCAUUUUAAUUGCGCCCAAGAAUACAUGCAAGGGCCUUUGUAUUGACACUCACUUUAGCAGGGUACAAGAAUAAUGCAUAUUAUGUACCCUGUAAUAAACAUUGAUUGCAUUGUAUUAACAAAUUGCAAACAUGCAAUAUCCUCUACAGAAAAGAGGGAUACACAAUAUUUCAUUCAGUGAGAAUCAACAUGGAAAGCAAGGUACUACUGACACGUAAUCAUUUUAACAAACAUACGAACAUGCAGAACUGUGAUCACAAAAGGAGACAGGACAUGGGAAGCUAAAUGCUCUUUUAGGCAAGAAAUAACCUCUUGCUUGAAGGACACGCAGGAAGGGGAGGAAAGCGUACCAGACAAAGAAAACAAGUUGACGUUGUACAUUAUGAUCACCUGGGCAAAUUUUAUCAGUAUUAGAUGCUGGUGAAUUGCAAAAUCACAGGUAGGUGGAAAAAACGAAAACGAGCUGUCAUCGUAUGAUCUGAGGCCAGGAAGUUUUCACAAGCAGAAAUACUAGUGACACCAAGAUGUACCACACAACAGACAUGUAUUGACAAAGACAGUUUGGGUUGCAGACACACUGCAGCUAUAUAAGAGUGGCAGAACAAGUGAUCGUAAUGAUGAUAUGAGAGUGGUUGCUCUCAUAUCACCAUUUUCACAUUUUUUAGAGAGACUGUAGCUGUCAAUGAGGUAGGCAUAAAGAGAAUCGAUCAUGUGGAAUACACAGGAGUUUUUAUAUUUUCAUUUGGUAACCAGGCUUUGUGUCAUUAAUGGCACUCUGCAAGUUUUAAUAAUGUUCUGCAGAGGUUAUCUAUAAUUUUUUUUUUUUUUAGCUUCCACUUUUGACGGCGGCAAGUUUUGGAGUUUAGGUUUUGCUGCGACAGCUUCCCGUGCAUUUUUAUGAACCAUUAAAGUUGAAAAUGUCCAAU
Ornithodoros turicata is the source of this 4200-nucleotide messenger RNA. Its product is annotated as anillin-like. The transcript is spliced from 20 exons. The record is from RefSeq and is a predicted model, not a curated record. Bases 157 to 2988 code for a protein of 943 amino acids. Gene Ontology annotation, biological process: mitotic cytokinesis; septin ring organization; actomyosin contractile ring assembly. Gene Ontology annotation, cellular component: actomyosin contractile ring. Lineage: Eukaryota; Metazoa; Arthropoda; Arachnida; Ixodida; Argasidae.